This is a messenger RNA of Colius striatus (speckled mousebird), 3570 nucleotides long. RefSeq names its product fibrinogen C domain containing 1 (gene FIBCD1). NCBI's taxonomy places the organism in Eukaryota, Metazoa, Chordata, Aves, Coliiformes, Coliidae. Bases 24 to 1406 code for a protein of 460 amino acids. The transcript is spliced from 7 exons. The record is from RefSeq and is a predicted model, not a curated record.
UUGGGCUGGAAGUUGGCGGCACGAUGGGGAACGAGCGCUGGAAAACCAUGGGAGGAGCCUCGCAACUUGAGGACGGGCAGCAGGAGAAAUCGCAGAGGAUGAGCUGCGGGUACAUCCUGUGCACCGUCCUGCUCUCGGUGGCCGUCCUCCUGGCCGUCACAGUCACCGGAGCCAUCCUCUUCAUGAACCACUACCACACGCCGGGCACCGAGCCGCCCCCCGUCAUCAGCACCAACCCCGAGGAAGCCAACGCGCUGGUCACCAUCGAGAAAGCCGACAGCUCCCGCAUCAACAUCUUCAUCGACCCCAACUGCCCCGACGGCGCCGGCACCUUGGGGCGGCUGGAAGGGCUGCAGACCUCCCUGCUGCACACCCUCACCGACCACGACGCCGAGGCCAAGGCCACCAAGAGCCAGCAGAAGGCUUUGCUGGUCACCGUGGCCGAUGAGGUGGCCAAGCUGCUGACUCACGCCGUGCAGCUGCGCGCCGACUGCGACGGCCUCAAGAAGGGGCACAGCGCCAUGGGGCAGGAGCUCAGCGCCCUGCAAGGAGAGCAGGGCAGGCUCAUCCAGCUGCUCUCGGAGAGCCAGACCAACAUGGCUCGGCUGGUGAGCUCCGUCAGCGACGUCCUGGACACGCUGCAGAAGGAACGUGGCGGCGCCCGGCCCCGGCUCAAGGCCGACCUGCAGCGAGCACCAGCCAGGGGAGCACGGCCCCGGGGCUGCUCCAACGGCUCCCGGCCCCGAGACUGCUUUGACAUCUAUGUGAGUGGACAGCAAGAGGAUGGGAUUUACUCCAUCUUCCCCACACACUAUCCCUCUGGCUUCCAGGUCUACUGCGACAUGACGACGGAUGGGGGUGGCUGGACGGUGUUUCAGCGGAGGGAGGACGGCUCUGUCAACUUCUUCCGUGGCUGGGAAGCCUACCGGGACGGCUUCGGGAAGCUGACUGGGGAGCACUGGUUAGGGCUGAAGCGGAUCCACAUCCUGACGGUGCAGAGCAGCUACGAGCUCCGCAUCGACCUGGAGGACUUCGACAACGGCACCGCCUUCGCCCACUACGGCAGCUUCGGCGUGGGGCUCUUCUCCGUGGACCCCGAGGAGGACGGGUACCCCGUCUCCAUCGCUGACUACUCGGGCACGGCAGGAGAUUCCUUCCUGAAGCACAAUGGGAUGAAGUUCACCACCAAGGACCUGGACAACGACCACUCAGAGAACAACUGCGCUGCGUUCUACCACGGUGCCUGGUGGUACCGCAACUGCCACACCUCCAACCUCAACGGGCAGUACCUCAGGGGCCACCACAGCUCCUACGCCGACGGCAUCGAGUGGUCCUCCUGGACCGGCUGGCAGUACUCCCUCAAGUUCACCGAGAUGAAGAUCCGGCCAGUCCGGGAGGAGAAUUAGCUGGAUGGCAUCAGAAUCCUGCCCCUACUCCCUGCCCAGCCCCCUGCCCUUCCCCACCACCCUGCAGCCCUGUCCCUCCACCUGCCGUCCUCCCCAUCCUCCCAAGGGCUGUCCCAUCUUUGAGGGGUCGCUGGGGAGCGCCUGCCCCUGGAGAGGGUGGCUUUGGCUCCCUGGCAUCUACAGACAUUGCUGGACCUUUGCUUCCUACUGCCACGGGUCCCCUGCAGCCAAAGCAAGUCUGGAGGACAGCGGGAUGCAGGAAGCAGUGCCCAGGGGGGUCUGGCAAGGAAGAGAAGGGGCUACCUGGAGGGAGAGAUUCAACUGGGCACCUCUUCUCAUCUCCACUUUGAGCACAGACACUCAGCAGCGGUGUUGCCAAACUGGCAAAGAGACUGGGGGGCCACUCACCGUGGGGGCCCUGAGCCCCACAGAGCCCCCAGGACUAUGGGCUGCAGCUCCAUGGCUCCAGCUCACCCCAUGGUGCUACUGGGGGUGGGGAUGGGGUGCUACUGCCUGGGUUGCAGCCCCCACGGACACCCGACCGUGCCCGUGAUUCCUCCUCUGGUCUGCAAAAGGCUCACCACUUCCCCUGCGAGAGCAAUGCAGCUGGAAAAGGACAACUGCAAACUCUUUUGUCCCUGUCCUGGCGCCUGGAGCCUCACAGGAGGCUGGGACAUCCCAAAGCAAACCAACAGCGUGCUGCAAGGACACACACCCACAAGCCAGCACAGCACUGAGCUGUUUUGGCAGCACGGCAGAGACGACGAGGUGGUGAGGAAGGCUCAGCCUGCAUUUCACAGCUCCUUCCUCCCAACCAGACCUACUUGGAUUCACAUCAGACUUUCACCAUCCAAAAGCUGUGACCUUUCCCCAAACCCUUGGCUUGGGACAGCACAUCCCCCUGUUCCCAUGUGAGCCCCCUCUGCUCGCUCCCAGCCCAGGCACCUGCAUUCAUUUUCACCCAGCAUGAGCCACGCUCUGGCUCCACACCUGCAGAUAUUCAAAGCCUUUCAUUUCUUCAAAUCCCAUUAAGGUUUUGCAAAAAGAAGCCCCGAGAGGGGCUUAGCAUCUGCAGGGCCCUGAUAACGGGGUGGCAGGCACUGCCUCGUGCCAGCCGGCCCAAGGAGGAGCUGCAGUGGGGUGUGGGGCUGGCUGCUCCCUCUGGCUCCCUGCAAGGACUCAAAUGGGGGGCUUUGUCCAGAAAAACCCCCUCCAAAGAAACAAGCUACAGCAGCAGUGGGGAGCAGAGUCCCUGUGCUGGGCCCUGGCCCCAAGAAACACCGUGGGAUGGACAGACUGCCUGAGGACAGGAGGGAAGCUCCUGCUGUCCCUCUUUCCAGGGAGGUUUAAGGCAUGGGCAGAUCAAAGGUUCAUCUUCCCAGCUGUGCCAGAUCUCUACACCCUUGUGUGCUUCUCUGUUUCUUUCAUCUUUCCCCAUCUCAGCCCAUGUGCUGGAUCCUGUCAGGAUCCCCAUCUGCCCAUCCUGCCAGGGAAAUGGGGACAACUAAUGAGCUGGGGUUCCCUUCUGCCAGAGACAUCCCCAGGUGAGGAUGAGCCCCAAGCUCUACCACUGCUCCUGCUCUCAUGGAGCUGCCAGCCAGGCUGAGUUUCUCAAAGGUGGAAUCUGGGAGAGCUCAGCCUUUCCCAUCCACCACAAAAGCAACAGCCUGGGGCCAUUUCUGAGGGGCUUCCCACAGCCUGACAGACUCCUCCAGCAAGGCUCCCACGCUGGCAGGGAACACAACGCCUCCCUUUGCCUUCAGGUGAAGCUUCUCUUCAGGACAAGAAGACAGACAGAGCCACACACCCUGGCUGGGAAGGUUCAUCCUCUCCCUGGAUCCUGCCCACUGGUGCUUAUCCAUGCUGGGAGGAGAUACUGUACCUGCAGCCUGUUGGUAGCACACCCCUGUGUAACUGCCCUCCUCACCCAGGCCUCCCCAAGGCCUCAGGUCUGGCUUGCACCAGAGGUAUUUAAUCCACACUGAGACUUGGGAUUGCCCGGGAUUAGUCCCCAGAGCACACACAGCCCCGGAUUAGGCUGAACCCGUCCGUGGUGACACCUCUGCAGAGCUGGGGGGAGGCCAGGAGUUGGCCACGUACCUUCCCCACAAAGGCCUGGGCCAGGUCGUGGUGUGUAGCCGUGCUGUGAAGUUUAGGUCAUGUG